CUCUGCUCGUAUAGGUAUAAAGGCAGAGUCGAGCGCUUCGACUGUUCAUUAAACGAGUAUCCAGCAACACAUAAACAUGCAGUUCGUAAAAAUCUGUGCAUUUGUCUUUGCCCUGAUUGUGGCUGUGACCAGUGCUGAGGGAGGAACUCAAGUCAUUAAGACUCCAGGCCACACAUUGGUACAGACUGAAAAUGGACAAUAUAUUCGUAAAAACUAAGGACCUACUGAUCGUUAAAUACUACGUUAAUACUAUGAAGAUACUAUGAAAAAUAUUAAAAAAGAAUACAAAAAAA
Scaptodrosophila lebanonensis is the source of this 293-nucleotide messenger RNA. RefSeq names its product immune-induced peptide 14. The record is from RefSeq and is a predicted model, not a curated record. Lineage: Eukaryota; Metazoa; Arthropoda; Insecta; Diptera; Drosophilidae. The coding region runs from base 77 to 217 and encodes 46 amino acids. The transcript is spliced from 2 exons.